GGUUGUAACACUCCUGACAGUCACAUUCUGAAGUAUACAUUUAGCGUGGAGAAUAAUGGAGUGGAACUUUCUAUCCGGUGUUGGUGCCUUAUUUCUUGGCUACUAUUCUUUAAACUUUGUGCUGCAAGUUCUUCAUGGAAUAAGAGCUUUUGUUCUUCCAGCUCUUGGUCUGAGGAAAACUCUCAAGAAACUGGGCGCAUGGGCAGUCAUCACAGGGUGUACUGAUGGAAUCGGAAAAGCCUAUACACAUGAGCUUGCAAAGCAAGGCAUCAAGUUGGUACUGAUCAGUCGCACUAAAGAAAAGCUGGAAAUGUUGGCUGCAGAACUAAAAGAAGCAUAUGGCACUGAAACUAAAAUUAUUGUGAUGGACUUCACUGGAGGAGCUGAAAUCUAUGAUGGAUUAGGAGACAAACUUGCUGGUCUCGAUAUUGGAAUAUUAGUGAACAAUGUUGGAGUUUCACAUUACCCAGAAUUUUUUGGCAAUAUGAAGCAAGAGGAUGCAUGGAAGAUGUUGAAUGUUAACAUUCUUUCAGUCACUAUGAUGACUCGCACUAUCCUUCCAGAGAUGGCUGCCAGAGGAAGAGGUCUGAUUAUAAAUGUGGCCUCAGCAGCUGGCCUGACUCCCACUCCACUGCUUUCCAUGUACUCUGGGACUAAGGUGUUUGUGGAUUUCUUCAGCAGAUGCCUGAAUGCAGAGUAUUCUUCAAAGGGCGUCAUUGUUCAGUGUGUGCUACCUUACUAUGUUGCCACUAAGAUGAGCAGAAUCAGGAAUCCAAACAUAUUUGCACCAGGCCCAACCACUUACGUUCGUCAGGCCUUGGGAACACUUGGAGUGGAGUCCAGGACUGUAGGAUGUUGGAGCCAUGCUUUGCAGAACUGGUUUAUAUCACGGGUUCCAGACUGGCUGAGGCAAAAACUGAUGUGGAAUGUCAAUACAGCGAGGCGAAGGGCUGUCUUGAAACGACUCCGAGAGAAGGAGCAGAAAGACUGAUGUGUUAGGCAAAUGUUUCUGAAGGAAAGAGAAGUAGGAAUUCCGUCAGUGCAAGCAAGGAGUGAAUCAUAUUCCAGCUCAGAACUGUUAGUGUGGGAAAAGAAAUGAUUGGAAAAUUCAAACUAAAUUUUGGUCCUUAUUCUAAUUCUUAGGUUUUUAAUUACAGCUAGCAGAGCUUAGUGUCUUAUUUUAUCCAUUUUCACUCUCCUCCCAGGUUGCUCUGAAAAGAUUGUCUGAAGACCGUCCGUAAAUAAAUCCAAAGAGUUUCUGUA
Stylophora pistillata is the source of this 1263-nucleotide messenger RNA. RefSeq names its product very-long-chain 3-oxoacyl-CoA reductase. Gene Ontology annotation, molecular function: oxidoreductase activity. Lineage: Eukaryota; Metazoa; Cnidaria; Anthozoa; Scleractinia; Pocilloporidae. Gene Ontology annotation, cellular component: endoplasmic reticulum. The record is from RefSeq and is a predicted model, not a curated record.